ACGUGAGCGCGAGAGCGAAAGAGGCAGAAGCGGCGAUGUAGCAGCAGCAGCGGGUCUCAGCGCCGCACUGACAGCCUGGAAUUACAGUAUCGUUUCUUGCUGAGGGAACGCGGCCAUGGCGGGGCUCUAUUGAGGGAAAACGAGAUCGCACACCACGCUCCUCGUCUCGCCGUUUCUCUUUCCGCUGCUCUUGUCGCACACCUAUGCAUUGCUGCGUUGCGGAUAACGGACUGUGUUGAAAGAACGGGGCUGAAAAAGAAGGAGGAAAAAAAAAAAGCUUAGCUUUGUAAAUUUUGAAACAGAAUGGCGGACCGUGAUACAUUAGCCCUUCCUCUGGAGGUGAGAGCGAGAUUAGCCGAGCUGGAACUGGAGUUAUCGGAAGGUGACAUCACACAGAAAGGCUAUGAAAAGAAGAGAUCAAAGUUAAUUGGCGCCUACCUCCCACAGCUGCCAGGGGUAGAACCCUCCCUGUCCCAGGAGAGGAGACCCCCCAUCACGCCCUCUUCCUCGUCCCGUUACCACCGGCGACGCUCUUCCGGGUCACGGGACGAGCGAUACAGAUCAGAUGUGCACACAGAGGCCGUGCAAGCGGCGCUGGCCAAACAGAAAGAGCGCAAGAUGGCGGUGCCCAUGCCGUCCAAGCGUCGCUCCCUGGUGGUGCAGACCUCGAUGGAUGCCUACACUCCCCCAGACACAUCCUCGGGCUCAGAGGGGGAGGGCUCCAUGCAGGGGGAGGGCACCCCCACCUCCAGCCAGGGGAGCAUAAACAUGGAGCACUGGAUCAGCCGAGCCAUCCACGGCUCCACCACCUCCUCCACCACCUCCUCCUCCUCCACCCACAGCGGGGGCAGCGGCGCCGCCAGCCGAUUGGCCGACGUCAUGGGUCAGACGCACAUCGGCGGCUCAGGGCCCAUCGCUCACCUCUCGCUGAAGCGGAGACGCGGGCGGGGGGCGGGGCGGGGCGCGGUGGAGAACGGGAACUCGCCCCGCCGGGCCCGCGCGCCGGGAGCAGACCUGGCCUGGCACCCGCACUCCCAGGCCGAGGAGAACCACUCGGCCCCGCCCGAUGUCACCACCUACACGUCGGAGCACUCCAUGCAGGGGGAGAGGCCUCAGGUGUCCACCACCUCCAGGACCACGCCCAAAUACGGCAACGCAGAGCUCAUGGAGACAGGAGACGGUGUGCCCGUUAGCAGCCGCGUCUCCGCUAAGAUCCAGCAGCUGGUGAACACGCUGAAGAGGCCCAAGCGGCCGCCGCUGCGCGAGUUCUUUGUGGACGAUUUCGAGGAGCUGCUGGAGGUCCAACAGCCGGACCCGAACCUGCCCAAACCAGAGGGGGCCCAGAUGCUGACCAUGCGGGGGGAGCAGCUGGGCGUGGUCACCAACUGGCCCCCGUCUCUGGAGGCCGCCCUGCAGCGCUGGGGUACCAUCUCCCCCAAAGCGCCCUGCCUGAGCAGCAUGGACACCAACGGGAAACCGCUCUACAUCCUCACAUACGGGAAGCUCUGGACCCGGAGCAUGAAGGUGGCCUUCAACAUCCUGCACAAGCUGGGGACCAAGCAGGAGCCCAUGGUCCGGCCGGGGGACCGGGUGGCGCUGGUCUUCCCCAACAACGACCCGGCGGCCUUCAUGGUGGCGUUUUACGGCUGCCUGCUGGCGGAGGUGGUGCCCGUGCCCAUCGAGGUGCCGCUGACCAGGAAGGACGCAGGAAGUCAGCAGAUCGGUUUCCUGCUGGGCAGUUGCGGCGUGACCGUAGCGCUAACGAGCGACGCCUGCCACAAGGGAUUACCCAAGAGCCCCACGGGAGAAAUCCCACAAUUCAAAGGAUGGCCAAAGCUGCUGUGGUUCGUCACGGAGUCCAAGCACCUAUCCAAACCCCCGCGGGACUGGUUUCCACACAUCAAAGAUGCAAACAACGACACUGCCUACAUAGAGUAUAAGACCUGUAAGGACGGGAGUGUUCUGGGAGUGACGGUGAUGAGGAUCGCCCUGCUCACGCACUGUCAGGCCCUGACGCAGUCCUGCGGCUACACAGAAGCGGAGACCAUAGUGAAUGUAUUGGACUUUAAGAAGGACGUGGGGCUGUGGCACGGCAUCCUCACGAGUGUGAUGAACAUGAUGCACGUUAUCAGCAUUCCGUACUCGCUGAUGAAGGUCAACCCGCUGUCCUGGAUACAGAAGGUGUGCCAGUACAAAGCUAAGGUGGCGUGUGUGAAGUCCCGGGACAUGCACUGGGCGCUGGUGGCGCACCGGGACCAGCGGGACGUCAACCUCAGCUCCCUCCGAAUGCUGGUGGUGGCCGACGGCUCCAACCCCUGGUCCAUCUCCUCCUGUGAUGCGUUCCUGAACGUCUUCCAGAGCAAGGGGCUGAGAGCUGAGGUGAUCUGCCCCUGUGCCAGCUCUCCAGAGGCCCUGACCGUGUCUAUCCGCAGGCCCACAGACGACAGUAACCUUCCCCCGGGGAGGGGGGUGCUGUCCAUGCAGGGGCUGAGCCACGGGGUCAUCCGGGUGGACUCCGAGGAGAAGCUCUCCGUGCUGACGGUGCAGGACGUGGGCACGGUGAUGCCAGGAGCGCUCAUGUGCGUGGUGAAGCCGGACAGCCUUCCCCAGCUCUGCAGGACGGACGAGAUCGGGGAGCUGUGCGUCUGCUCCAUCGCCACGGGAACGUCCUACUACGGCCUCUCGGGCAUGACCAAGAACACCUUCGAGGUGUUCCCCAUGAGCAGUUCCGGGGCCCCCAUCAGCGAGUACCCCUUCACCAGGACGGGCCUGCUGGGGUUCGUGGGCCCGGGGGGGCUGGUCUUCAUUGCGGGGAAGAUGGACGGGCUGAUGGUGGUGGGGGGGCGGAGACACAACGCCGAUGACAUCGUCGCCACGGCGCUGGCGGUGGAGCCAAUGAAGUUUGUGUACAGGGGAAGAAUCGCCGUGUUCUCCAUCACGGUGCUCCACGACGAGCGGAUCGUGGUGGUGGCCGAGCAGCGGCCCGACUCCACCGAGGAGGACAGCUUCCAGUGGAUGAGCCGCGUGCUGCAGGCCAUCGACGGGAUUCACCAGGUGGGGGUGUACUGCCUGGCCCUCGUGCCCUCCAACACCCUCCCCAAAACGCCGCUGGGCGGGAUCCACCUGUCCGAGACCAAGCAGCUGUUCCUGGAGGGGUCCCUGCACCCCUGCAACGUCCUCAUGUGCCCCCACACCUGCGUCACCAACCUGCCCAAACCGCGGGAGAAACAGCCAGAGAUCGGGCCGGCGUCGGUGAUGGUGGGUAACCUGGUGUCGGGGAAGCGGAUCGCCCAGGCCAGCGGCCGGGACCUGGGGCAGAUCGAGGACAAUGACCAGGCAAGGAAGUUCCUGUUCCUGUCAGAGGUGUUGCAGUGGAGGGCACAGACCACCCCAGACCACGUGCUCUUCACGCUGCUAAACUCUCGGGGGACGAUAGCCAGCUCGCUGACCUGCCUCCAGCUGCACAAGCGGGCGGAGAAGAUCGCCGCCAUGCUGGCGGAACGGGGGCACCUGCAGGACGGGGAUCACGUGGCGCUCGUCUACCCCCCAGGGAUUGACCUGAUUGCAGCGUUUUAUGGGUGCCUGUACGCAGGCUGCGUGCCCAUCACCGUCCGGCCCCCCCACCCCCAGAACAUCGCCACCACCCUGCCCACUGUGAAGAUGAUCGUGGAGGUGAGUCGCUCGGCCUGUGUGAUGACCUCACAGGUGAUCUGUAAGCUGCUGCGGUCGAAGGAAGCUUCAGCUGCUGUGGACGUCAGGACAUGGCCGCCUGUCCUGGACACCGAUGAUUUGCCAAAGAAGAGGCCCCCCCUGCUGUACAAACCCUCGAACCCCGACACGCUGGCCUACCUGGACUUCAGCGUGUCCACCACGGGCAUGCUCGCUGGGGUGAAGAUGUCCCACACUGCCACCAGUGCCUUCUGCCGCUCAAUCAAGCUGCAGUGCGAGCUGUACCCGUCCCGCGAAGUCGCCAUCUGCCUGGACCCCUACUGCGGCCUGGGCUUCGUCCUCUGGUGCCUGUGCAGUGUGUACUCGGGGCACCAGUCCAUCCUGAUCCCGCCCUCGGAGCUGGAGGUGAACCCGGCGCUCUGGCUGCUGGCGGUCAGUCAGUACAGGGUGCGCGACACCUUCUGCUCCUACUCCGUCAUGGAGCUGUGCACCAAGGGGCUGGGCCUGCAGACCGAUUCGCUCAAGUCCCGGGGCCUGGAGCUGUCGCGGGUGCGGACGUGCGUGGUGGUGGCGGAGGAGAGGCCCAGGAUAGCACUGACCCAGUCCUUCUCCAAGCUCUUCAAGGACCUGGGGCUCCACCCCAGAGCCGUCAGCACCUCCUUCGGCUGCAGGGUCAACCUGGCCAUCUGCCUGCAGCCUCACAGGCUUGGGAAGCUUGCCGAUCAGGGCACGUCGGGACCCGACCCCACCACUGUGUUCGUGGACAUGAGAGCCCUGAGACACGACCGGGUCCGGCUGGUGGAGAGGGGAUCCCCACACAGCCUACCGCUCAUGGAGUCGGGAAAGAUUUUACCCGGAGUUCGGAUCAUCAUCGCCAACCCGGAGACCAAGGGGCCUCUGGGAGAUUCUCACCUGGGAGAGAUCUGGGUGCACAGCGGGCACAACGCCAGCGGCUACUUCACCGUGUACGGCGACGAGUCGCUGCAGUCCGACCACUUCAGCUCGCGCCUCAGCUUCGGGGACACGCAGACCGUCUGGGCCAGGACGGGGUACCUGGGGUUCCUCCGGAGGACCGAGCUGACCGACGCCAGCGGGGAGAGGCACGACGCGCUGUACGUGGUGGGGGCGCUGGACGAGGCGAUGGAGCUGAGGGGGAUGCGGUACCACCCCAUCGACAUCGAGACCUCCGUCAUCCGGACGCACAAGAGCAUCACCGAAUGCGCGGUGUUCACCUGGACCAACCUGCUGGUGGUGGUGGUGGAGCUGGACGGCUCGGAGCAGGAGGCGCUGGACCUGGUGCCGCUGGUGACCAACGUGGUGCUGGAGGAGCACUACCUGAUCGUGGGCGUGGUGGUGGUGGUGGACAUCGGCGUCAUCCCCAUCAACUCGCGCGGCGAGAAGCAGCGCAUGCACCUGCGCGACGGCUUCCUGGCCGACCAGCUGGACCCCAUCUACGUGGCCUACAACAUGUAGGCCCCCGGGCCCCCCCCCCUCACGGACCUCACUACCACUGUACUAUAUGUACAUAACUGCGAAACGGAAGACACACACACGCACACGCACGCACACACACAUACAUGCGGCUGUCCGCUGCAGAGGUGGGCGGGAAAACACGGACCGGAAUCCGCCGCCCGUCUGGGAGGAGGAGCGGAGGAGUCUUGACCCGCGCGGCUAGGCUACCCGGCUAGGACAGGAGCGAGUGAGCGAGCCGGCUAGGCUACCCGGCUAGGACAGGAGCGAGUGAGCGAGCCGGCUAGGCUACCCGGUUUAGCCGUUCCUGCGCGGCGGCUAACGGUUUAGCCACUCCCGCGCGGCGGCUAACGGUUUAGCCACUCCCGUGCGGCGGCUAACGGUUUAGCCACUCCCGCGCGGCGGCUAACGGUUUAGCCGCUCCCGCGCGGAGGCUAACGGUUUAGCCGCUCCUGCACGGAUUUCGACGUUGGCGGCGUAUAAACGUCACGUGUGUCACACGUGUGCAGGAGGCACGGUGUGCCACACGCGUGUGCAGGAGGCACGGUGUGCCACACGCGUGUGCAGGAGGCACGGUGUGCCACACGCUCCUCGCUUGCUUGGAUGUUGCUUUCGAAAGUAAAGUGCGGCUCCACGUUUUCAUCUUGCGUAUGCUGAAGUAGCUCAUUUUUUUAACGUGCCCUCUAAGAGGUAAGGUUUUAUUUUUAUUUUUUUUUUAUACUUACAUAUUGUGGCAAACUGUAUUUUAAGUUUAUUACUGUUUUUAAAAAAAUAUAAAGCAUUACAGAUGUUUCGAAUACCAGGCCAUAUUGUUUUAUUUAUUUAUCUUUUUUUUCGUCCUUGAACUUUACAAAGGGGUGUGUUUUCUUUUUCUUUUGUUCUCAACCAGGCUUUUUCCAUUUUAAUUUGGGUCUUCUGUCACGAUUCCACCUUUAAGGUGGUGCCCCCUGUUUGUUUCAGUAUUGGAAGCAGACGUUUAUUCAGUGGAGUCUUUGAUACCAUGGUAACUAAUGGAAGGGAAAAAAACACAAUGUGACUUCAUAUGUAAUUAUGUAAAAAAAAAAAAAAAAAAAAAACCUUUAAUUUAUUUUGUGCUCUUUAGAAAUAUAAGAGAGAAGACAUUUAAGAAUGUUCUACUCGAAAUAUUUGCUAAUAUAAAAGAAAGCAUUGUAUUAUCUUGAGUGAAUAGACUCACAUCAAGUAUAUAAAAUAUAAAUAUAUAAAUAUAUAUAUAUAAAUAUUAAAAAAUAACUAGGAUUCACCAAUGAAAAUGUUUGAAAUGCAGUACUUUUCACUUGCAUGGUGUGUGUCGUCGUAGAUGAAACAGAAGUCACUGAGCUGUUUGAGUGACACACACUGAAAGACACCCGGGGUGUCGCAGUCAAAUGCACCCCAGGGGAAACGUUUCCUGCAAAGAAGGAAGACUUAAAGCGUGACACGCCAGUUAAAAUGAUUUAAGGUAACGUAGAAAGCCAGACAGAAACUGCAGCUUUAGAUCUGUGUUUGUAGCUGGCAUGCAGACUGCUCUACGGGUGUUUCUCCAGUGACAGGAGGAGAUGGCGCACAUGGAGAAUUGUAAAUAUUAAAAAAUCCUGUUUAAAUCCUGAAUAUUUUUUGACAGUUGACUCCAUUGAAAGUGAGCGAUCAAACUCAGUUGAGGGGGAUCUGCUGUCUUCAAUGCUGACACGCUUAAAAAUAAUUAGACAACAUAAUAAUAAUGAUAAUAACAAUAAUAAUAAUAAUAAUACCCAUGGGAACCAUUAAUAGUGAAGAAAAGUCGUGGAAUGACUGUUGCUAUGGUAACACAAACACGUCCUUAGCCAGUUCUGUGGGAGUUCUGUGUUUACAUACAAGUGCUCGGAAGUGAAAAGUAUAUUGCUUGGAAUCGUGAAUUCGUUAAUGAUUUAUCAGUUCAUUCAAAGCACCUUUCUCUUGUGUGACUGAUCAGAGUGAGCCUGUUCCUUUGAGGUUUUUUUUUUUUUUUUUUUUGUCGUUUUAAGUGUCUCGGUCUCUGUUGACGUGAUCCGUCCGUCAUUCGAAGAAACAUUUCAACGACGCCUGACGGAACAAGAGGCUUUGCUCAAGCUGCAGUUUGUGUUUCCUGUUAUCAUUUCAUCCGGUUCACAAAUUCGUUCAAAUUCUCUCUAACACGACGGCGUAUUUAUUAUUUUGUUAUUUACCGUAUGCAUAGUUUCUCUUUUGUCUUUGUUCCACUGGUUGUCCUUUGGGAUUUUGCAUUGAUUUUUUUUUUUGUUUGUUUGUUCAUGUGAUUACAGUGGCAUACCUUAAAGCAUGUUCUGUGCCUUCAGCAACUGAGGGGAAAAUAAAUAAAUAAAUUAACAGCAGGAGCCAAAAACGAAUCAGUUAUGCCAAAACUCAUCUUUUGAACUAUUAUUUAAAGCGUCAUUAGAGCUUUUGGGGUUCCUAGCGGUUGAUAAAAUUAAACGUGCAGAAAAAAGAGAGAAGCGAACGUUACCGUCUGUCGUUUGUUUCUUCUUGGGGCAUCUGUGGGCGGGAUGUGUUCUUCCACACAGAUGAGUAACGUGGCUUGUGUGCUCUCGUUGUUGGAGGUCUUAGCACACCCUUUUUAGGCAUGUCCACUAGUAACCACUUACCCCCCCCUCCCAGAGUCCAUGCUCAGUGGUUGUCCAGCUAACUCAAAGAUUUUUCUUGAACGUUGGGGAUAAUUCUUGCCAGUUUUCCCGAUUCGGUUGUGAGGUAAAGUUACUGGGGGAGAGUGACCCCCCCAAACAGUUUUUUUUCCUUCCAGAGAAGGUCUGUCAGUGUCACAGAGGACAAAAACACUCCAAGCAAGUAAAAUGAAAGUCAAAUGACGUUAGUUAUUUAGUUCCCCCCGUUUUGGGGAAAAAAACAUUUUUGCCCUGACGUUCUUGGAAAGUUCUGGAAACCAAAAAUUGUUAGCUGGGCGGUAGCUCUGUGUGUUGCAUUAAAUGCGUGUUCCAUAAAGACUCAUCUCAACAAUAUAUGGCUCACUCCCAAAACAUCGGUCAUCACCAACCCCCCUUUUUAAGAAAAGCAAUUUAAUUUGCCUUUUUGCGACCAGUAAAAUGUAGCCUACCUGUUUCCCCCCCCCCUUUUUUUUUUUUACCACAAGCGUAAGCAGCCGCAGUUGCACAUUUAAAAAGCAUAUCAACCCGUCAAUAUCUGUGUUUGUUCCAUAUGAAAUCAGUGUCUAUUAGAGACGGCAGUGACACAAUCAGAGGUAAUGGUACGGUCUACCGUGUCCCAGCGUUGUCCCUUUACGCGCGGCCAUCGAGGACAUGGCGUCUUCGUUACAGACUAAAAGUGCAAUCGAGAAGCAGAGAAUCCGUUUAUUUGAAAGAUUAACGUUUUAAAAAUAAGCCUACAGUUUCUUUAUGGGGAUCGGUUUACAUGUGAACUGUUAGUGACAAUAUUUUUUUUCCUCUUGUUUUUAAAGAAGAAAAAAAGUCUUAUAGUCUAUGUUUGGAAGCGUUGAUGAUGUCAUUCCCAAAUAUUAAAAAAAGAAAGAAAUGUUUUCCUAUCAAAGUAGAAAAAAAAACUGCACAUAAUUUUGCAACAUUUUGUUACGUAAUUUCCAUUUUCUUGGAAAUUUAGACCUUGUGUGAGUGAGUCUGCAUGGUGUCUGUAUAUAUUGUUGGUCACACAAAAAAAAAGAAUAAUACAGUUUAUUUUGUAUGGUGCAGGUGUGUUUGGAGCUUCUGUUUUGUACACGUUUAAAAGUAUUAAAACACACUUAUAGGAGCCUGUUUAGGCAACACACGCUACCGACAUUCAUCAUUUCAGGUGCAAUAAAGUGUUUUCAUUGGGGAAAAAAAAAAAACAAAACAAACAUUUUCAUGUGAAUUGGAAAAGUCAGUAAGUAAGACUGUGCACUCCACAAUACUCAGUUCCUCUCUCCAUUGUCUGUGCUCUUAACUGGUGAAGGAGUCACGUUCACACUGUGCCACUCUUGUAUGACGGUCCCACUUAAUGUGUCACAAGUCGUGUUAACUCUUCAGUAACGUCGUGUAACGUUCAGACGCUCCCUUGCAGUAAAGACUGACCACAGCCUGCCGCAACACUGAACACGCAAUUGUUUGAGUGGCAGUGUUUGUAAUUUAACUUGUUGUGUCAAAGCAGCUCUCGGCUUUGGCUCCUGGUUUUUUCAUUUCUGCGUAUCUGUCAGUAUUUUUGGUCUUACAUUCUGUUAUUUUGUUCAACUCCUGCGUUCAGUUUUUUUUUAUACCAUAACAUGAUAAAAGAGAAGGACAUUAUUAUUAUUAUUAUUAUUAUUAUUAUUAUUAUUAUUAUUAUUAUUAUUUGCCAAUGAGUCUGUUGGACUUAGCAAUAAAGGCCUUUCCUUAGGUUCUGUACUGUAGAUAAAACCAUGUAUCAGAAUGUACAAAUCAUGUUAUACUGUGUUGUGACCUAGUGCUCUUUCAAAGGAUGGAAUUUCCAAAAAAAGAAAAACAGAAAAAAAACAAGAAAAAACACCUAUGUGAAAAUGGAAAUACCAUACAUAACAAGACAAUGCACAACUACAAAAAAACAAAACAAAAUGGAGGACCCUGCAGUCAUUCUGUUUGCUGACAGUGCGUGAAUGAAAAGAACAGUGUUCUCAUGGUGCUUGUUAGUAGAUAUUAUUCCUGCUUGACACUUUACACCAGGGGGAGUCUGACCCUUAAAUCAGUGGAAUGUUAGCUGCAUUAUUUCAGUAAAUCUGGUGA
Molecule: messenger RNA, 9848 nt
Organism: Anguilla anguilla (European eel)
Lineage: Eukaryota; Metazoa; Chordata; Actinopteri; Anguilliformes; Anguillidae
Product: disco-interacting protein 2 homolog C-like
Source: RefSeq, a predicted model, not a curated record